AAAUAAACAAUGAUUGUAAAUCGUGUGCACGGCUCUGUUGGACGAUAUUUGACUUCUAUUUUACCUGUAUCGUGAUAGAUAUAUUGUUUCUCUUAUGCACACGUGUUGAAUUGAUGAUGCAAUAGCGGGAUAAUGCAUUUUAGUCUGGAAAAUUUCGGUGAAAAUUGCGGGUAGUUGGUUCGUCGAGUAACAUGUUUUAGGAAAUUCGGAGUCCGGAGCAUGAUGAUGAUGAGAUGGGAGAUGAGAGCGUACAACAGGAGUGUCUUGAGACAUUCGCCAGCCGGGACUACAUCAUGGAGCCAGGGGUCUUCCUCAUGCUGAAAACGUUCCUUCAGGCCGGAGGGUCGCCGGAGAAGGUGGUGGAACUGCUGUCAGACAACUAUACAGGCGUGGCCCAGACUGUCAACCUCCUGGCAGAGUGGAUGAUUCAGGCUGGUGUUGACAUCAAGGAGGUCCAGGAGAUGGUGGAGAGUCACCUGAAGGAGAUGAUCAUCCGAACAUUUGACCCGAAGAAGGCUGACUCUAUCUUCUCUGAUGAGGGAGAGACGCCCAGUUGGCUUGCAGAGAUGAUUCUGUUUCCAACGUGGAGAGAGCUGUUCUACCGGCUAGCAGAGGAGUACCCGGACUGUCUCAUGUUGAACUUUACCAUUAAGCUGAUCUCGGACGCCGGCUUCCAGGGAGAGAUCACUUCAGUGUCGACAGCGUGUCACCAGAUUGAGGUGUUCUCCCGCGUCCUUCGAACAUCCAUUACUUCCUUCCUAGAGGGUGGCGUUGAAGUCAUGGAAAAAAACCUGCCAGAGUUCACUAAGAUGGUGUGUCACGGUGAGCACACAUACCUGUACAGCCAGGUGAUGAUGAACAUUCUGGCCCAGGAACCAAAGGGAGGCUCCAACAUACGGCGCAUAUGCCAGGAGCUACAGAAAUGUGCUAACCAGAGGGGCCUGGAUGUUACUCCCAUCACCUUGGCCCUGAGUGGGGCGGCCGCCUACCCCCGGGCCUGCCAGGCUCUGUCAUCCAUGCUCUCCAAGAAGGCACUCAACCCUGCAGAUAUCACCAUUUUGUACAAGAUGUACUCAGACAACCAGUACCCACCACCACCAGUUGAUCUCAUCAGGGUACCAGCUUUUCUUGAUCUGUUGAUAGAAUCUCUGUUCAAGACGAGCUCCCGUUUGAACCAGGAGCACAAGAGCAAGUACAUGUACCUGCUCUCAUACGCUGCCAGUGUUACAGAGACAUACAAAAAGGGUAUUCGUAAGCAUAUAGAGAAGAAGGAGUUGAAACCGACCACGCAGGCCCUGGAGAAGGUACAGGCGCUGUGUGCCCAGAAUAAGAACGCCUCCGAACUCUUGGUAGACGUGUCCACACUCUUUCAGUGCAUCAAGUUCCCAGUCAUAGCUAUUGGUGUGCUUGCGUGGGUGGAUGAGAUAUUGUCAGACAAGAGUUACUUUAAGCUAAACACCGACCACACCCCGUUGCACCUGGUCCUCGUGGAUGAGAUCGUCACCAAUCAUCUGCUGUUACAUCAGAAGGCCCUUGACCUCCUUGUGAGGCUGUUUGAGUCCAGCUUUGAUGAGCUUGAUGUUAUGGUCAGGUUGGAGCUGAAGAAAACUGUGCUGGACCGUAUGGUUCACCUGUUCAGCUGUGGGUGCGUUCUGCCAGUGGUCAACUAUAUCCGGGAAUGCCACGCCCGACAGGACACAGACAUCUCACUCAUCAGACACUUUGUAUCAGAGGUUCUUGAUGUGAUAGCCCCGCCAUACACCCAGGAGUUUGUGAAUCUCUUUCUCCCGCUGAUAGAGAAUGAUGGCAUUACUGGAAAGCUGCGCUCUGACGAUGGAAAUGAUCCUGUCUCUGAAUUCAUUUGUCACUGUAAAGCCAACUAUGCGGGAACUUGAUAGGCUGGACCUUCACCUGGACUGGGACAUUUCAACGAAAAAAGGGGAUCUGUGUUACUGUUAAAAUGCAGAAGAACUAAUGUGACUAGUGGAACUGCUUUAAUGGUCCUGAUGUGCUGGCACAACCAUGGAUCUGAUAGUGGACGUUUGCUCAAAAGUGCAGCUUUGCUAUCAUACAACAUACUUACAUGUAGAAACGUCUGUUGAAAAUAAGAGUUACCAAGAACCGAAUUUAAAUCAAUAACAAAAUUAUGUAUACACAAUUUCCAGUUCUAAAAAAAAAUGACAAGUUGACUGGCAUUUUUAAUCGAUCUUGCACUCUCGUUAUUUAUUUGUAUGUUCAUAUUGGCGGGUCUGUAAUGGAUAACCAGGCAGUAACCAAAAAGCUGGCCAUAUUGUAACCAAUAUGUACAAAUGGCCACUUAAAAUUAAGGGACAUACAUAGAUACAUGUAAUAAAUUGAACAUUUUGGUAGAAAAGUUUAUGCCAUAUUGCAAAAUGUACCAGAAAACAUUCAAUAAAACUCAAGAAUCAUU
Messenger RNA from Mya arenaria, 2431 nucleotides. Its product is annotated as negative elongation factor D-like. Lineage: Eukaryota; Metazoa; Mollusca; Bivalvia; Myida; Myidae. Gene Ontology annotation, molecular function: RNA binding. Gene Ontology annotation, cellular component: nucleus; NELF complex. Bases 234 to 1895 code for a protein of 553 amino acids. Gene Ontology annotation, biological process: negative regulation of transcription elongation by RNA polymerase II. The transcript is spliced from 15 exons. The record is from RefSeq and is a predicted model, not a curated record.